AUGGUGGAGGAAUUCGAAAAAAUCAAGACUUCUGGAAUGAGCAAACUGGUCAACAUAACUGCUCAUACUCGUCUCGCAGAGGUAAACAGUAGCUUUGCAGCCAUGGUCAGCAAAGCUGAAGCGCUGAAGGAACGUGUAGGGACAGAAUCGUUAAUUGUCACAGUUAAUGUGGUGUCUCAAUUUGUUCGUACACUUCUGCGGGAGGAUCCAAUGAAACUUGGUAUCAAGAUGGAGUCCACCGUGCUAGCUGGGCUUGCGCCACAAAAUGUUCUAUCUAUGAGUUACACAGACCGCAAGUUAGCUGCCAAGCAAGGGAUACGAAGUGGUCUAAAUGAGAGUCUAGUCAAGGUUACUGAGAACCCAAACACAACGCUAGAAUUUAUCCGCUAUGAACGCAUGGUUCAGGAGCAUCUAGCAAAGUUGGUUGGGUGGUGUCACAAUGAAUGGGGUAACCCCAGCAAUCUGAAAGGUGGAGUUGACACGCUAGAGGCUCUUGCAUGGGCAGUUUCAGAUGAGAAGUGCAAGUUCGUUCGAAUUACAAGACAGGAAGCUGAUGAACGCAUCAAACACAUCAAGGCAGGUGAGAUAUUGACUCCAAACAAAGUAGAUCAAGAACCAGAGGAGAGCCCUGUCAUCCCUGUUGACAGCAACACUUAUACUAACCAGAUAGAUCAUCUUCCUACAUCCAUGUCAUCAUCUUCUCCCACAUCACCAGAACAUGCCAUGCCACUCACACCCGCUCAAAAUGUUGCCUCAGGUCCAGCCCCUCGUACUACUAGUGAGAUCACCAAUGAUCUCAUUGAUCCUGCACUUCGAGCCUCCCCUUCUAUCCCAAAUGUCUCCAUAUCAUCACCUCCACUUGCUACAGAAACUUCAUCAUCUCAUGGGUCGCACACAGAGUCUCUUCUACCCAACACUCAGCCACCAAACGGAAAUCCAUUCUUAUUAACUCCCUCAGCAUCCAACUCAACACUUUUGCAAUCCAAUGUUCUCGCAAUUUUGACGAACCACAAGCGAGGUGCCCAACAUGUUGCAGAUGGACUCAGAGUGCCGUCGAAGCGGAGGAGGAAACUAACUGAAAAGGCAGCACUUUAUGUAGCUUCAAGGAAGUCGAAGAAGUCGAAGAGAGAUAGAAAGAGCACUGCUGUUGUAGAAUCAGAUGAGGAGAACAGGUGGGAGGAUGUCAACAAUGCUAGCACAUAUUAG
Molecule: messenger RNA, 1206 nt
Organism: Suillus fuscotomentosus
Lineage: Eukaryota; Fungi; Basidiomycota; Agaricomycetes; Boletales; Suillaceae
Exons: 6
Coding region: 1-1206 (401 amino acids)
Source: RefSeq, a predicted model, not a curated record